Molecule: messenger RNA, 590 nt
Organism: Papilio machaon (common yellow swallowtail)
Lineage: Eukaryota; Metazoa; Arthropoda; Insecta; Lepidoptera; Papilionidae
Exons: 2
Coding region: 41-568 (175 amino acids)
Source: RefSeq, a predicted model, not a curated record
AAUUGGAAUUGCAUUAUAUCAGAGUUUUGCGAUAACAGCAAUGAUCAGUUUCUACGUUAACUUUAUAAUGGUUUUAAUAAUAACUCCACGCGAAGCGAUUGCAAGUUGUGUAAAUGCAAAUAAGAAAAGAAUAAAUGAAGUAGAACAUUUAAAAGACGAGUUUACUAAAGGUGACACCACGAAGCCGAGAUCUCGCUGUUGUCCUUACGAUUUCGAUCCUUCUCUUUGUAAAAUAGUUGGUGAUCGAUUACUAUGUGGUUACAAUAGAAACAUAGGAGGCUUCCAAAGCGACAAUGAUGUUGAAUUACGGAAUGGAUGUCGCAUACGAGGCGGUAGGGUUGAAUGUGGCUACGUUAACGGACCUUUUAUAAAUCCCAGAAGACCGCCUAUUGACAAUAUACUACCUAUGUAUGAUGAUGACAGUACUCCCGUAAAUGAUGUAAACGGCAGUGGACCUGAGAACGAUAGUCAUAAAGAAGCUCUAAAACAUGUCACAUCUAAAAAUUUUCGUGAAGCUACGACAAGAUGUCUAGAAAUGCGCGAACGUGUCGUUUGUCGACAAUUAUAAAGCUUGUAUAUUUAAAUAAAGA